This is a messenger RNA of Cylindrotheca closterium, 516 nucleotides long. NCBI's taxonomy places the organism in Eukaryota, Bacillariophyta, Bacillariophyceae, Bacillariales, Bacillariaceae. The record is from the annotation of a GenBank genome assembly.
AUGGACACCUCUUUUUUAAUCGCCUUCUUGAAGGCUUCCGAAAACAUCCAAGAUGGCCAAGUGAUGUUGAUUGGAAAGGCGAACGCCGAUAGCAAAGCAGAUUUGGACAACUGGCUCAUAAAAGUUAUUCAAUCCGACUUUAGGGAAGCAUCGAAAGUUUUAGAAGUACAGUUACAUUCAAAAGAUGGAAGUACUUUACCAAAACAUGAUCCCAACGAUGCUGGCCUCGAAAAAUUGAUUGUUGCUUCGCACACAAGCUUGGCUGCUGCUGCCAUUCCAGCUGUGACCUUACCCAUUGAUGAACGCUCAAUAAUUGAAAUCCUUGACGACUCCGUGGACGACGAGACGGAAACAGAUGAGACAGAGUUAAACAGAGACAUAGUUGCGUCAAUGCCAUCUGCCGAGAUCCAGCGCCUUCGGCAAGUGAAAAUCACCAAGGUAGCAUCGGACGAAGAAGAGGUGGAUCAAGAAUUCUCUCAGAUGCAACAGCAAAUGAUGUCUCUCUAUGAGGAAUAG